GUACCCCCACCCAUUCUCUCUCUCGGUCUUUUGGAUCCUCCCUCUUUUUCCUGACUUGUGAAGUAUGCUCAGAGUGAUAGUCUCCAAGGAGCUCCUGUCUAAACCCUGCCAACAGUACUGAGGUGUGCAACUCCUGAUUUCAACAUCAAGACAAACGCCACACCUUAGCUGUAUUUUCAGUUUGGAUUUUGUCUCUCAACAUAAUUUUUUUCAGGACUUUUGAAAGUUUUGGAAAAUAUUUUGUCAGGAUAUCAUGGCGCUGCGACAAAACUCUGACAAGGAACCAAGUAUUGAGCUGUUUGUCAAGGCUGGACAUGAUGGUGAAAACGUGGGGAACUGCCCCUUUUGCCAACGCCUCUUCAUGGUCCUGUGGCUAAAAGGAGUCAAGUUUACAGUGACCACCGUUGACAUGAGGAAAAAACCAGCAGAAUUGAAAGACUUAGCCCCUGGAGCCAAUCCACCAUUCCUUCUCUACAAUGGCACUCUCAAGACAGACUUUAUCAAAAUUGAAGAGUUUCUUGAGCAAACGCUUGCCCCACCCAGAUAUCCUAAUCUCAGUCCCAUAAACAAAGAAUCAUUUGAUGUGGGAGCAGAUAUUUUUGCGAAGUUUUCAGCUUUCAUAAAGAACAGUCCAAAUAAUGCAUUGCAGCAGAAAAACCUUUUGCGAGAGUUCAAGCGCUUGGAUCAUUACCUGAACUCACCGUUGCCAGAGGAGAUUGAUCACAACUCCAUGGACACUGUCACUAUCUCCACAAGGAAGUUUCUGGACGGGGACCGCCUGACAUUAGCAGACUGCAACCUACUGCCUAAACUACAUGUGAUCAGGGUUGCUGCCAAGAAAUACUGUGACUUUGAGAUUCCAGCAGAGUUUACAGGUGUGUGGCGAUACUUGCAGAAUGCCGAUGAAAGAGAGGAGUUCAAACAGACAUGUCCUGCUGAUAUUGAGAUCGAAAAAGCUUACCUUGGUGUGGCCAAAAGGAAAUAAAGCCUGUUGUCAUUAUGCAUUUACUGAGGGCAACAGCCAGGGGGCGUUACUUGUCACAACACUGCAAUAAAUCACCAUUUUCAUGAGCAUCACUGGUGGGGCCAAAUGUGCAAUUGUCUGUCAGUGCAGUAAUGUGAUAGAUUUUUGUUUAUAUUGUAAAUAUGUGUAUGCUUUAAUGAUUAUUCACAUCAUGUGUGUAGCACCCCCCCCCCCCCCCCC
Boleophthalmus pectinirostris (great blue-spotted mudskipper) is the source of this 1204-nucleotide messenger RNA. It is a transcript of the gene clic2, whose product is annotated as chloride intracellular channel 2. Lineage: Eukaryota; Metazoa; Chordata; Actinopteri; Gobiiformes; Gobiidae. The transcript has 6 exons. Bases 254 to 985 code for a protein of 243 amino acids. Gene Ontology annotation, biological process: chloride transmembrane transport; negative regulation of ryanodine-sensitive calcium-release channel activity. The record is from RefSeq and is a predicted model, not a curated record. Gene Ontology annotation, molecular function: chloride channel activity.